This is a messenger RNA of Cornus florida, 1696 nucleotides long. Its product is annotated as probable Histone-lysine N-methyltransferase ATXR5. Lineage: Eukaryota; Viridiplantae; Streptophyta; Magnoliopsida; Cornales; Cornaceae. The record is from RefSeq and is a predicted model, not a curated record. Bases 236 to 1354 code for a protein of 372 amino acids. The transcript is spliced from 6 exons. Gene Ontology annotation, molecular function: protein binding.
GUGCGCACAUUGUAGUUUGUGAGCACAGUACGCGCACGUUAGCGACCAAUCAUUCUCUCGCCACCUCAGCGUAACGUAGCCACCCGCCCUCCUUCCCAUUUCUCUCUCUCUACAUUUUCUCUCUCCAUUUCCCCUUCUUUCUUACAAUCUCUGCAACUAAUCCACUGUAAAAAUUUCACAGAGUUCCAAAUCUGCCCCCGGACAAUCUUUCAUUUUCCCAUUUUGGCCGCAACAGAUGGCUCCGUCCAGCUCGGCGGCGCGGGCGGCUCAGAAGCUCUUCCCUAUCCGCCGCCGGGAGGCCCUGUCGCCUCCAUCGUCUCCGCCGCCGAGGAAGUACCGGUCGAUGGUGGAUAUCAUGAAGACGGCCAAGCACGCCGUGAUCGAUCGCGCCGACUACAGCCACGUGUCCUGCGACCAAUGCGGCUCCGGCCAGCAAGCCGACGAGCUGCUCCUCUGUGACAAAUGCGACCGAGGCUAUCACAUGCUUUGUCUCCGGCCAAUCGUCGUUCGUGUCCCCAUUGGAUCGUGGUAUUGCCCUAGCUGCUCCGAUCAUCGACCCGUAAAAAGUUUCCCGAAGACUAAGAUUAAAGAUUUUUUCCGGAUUCAGAAAUGUACUGAUGCAGCUAAGAAAUGUGCCUCCCCCCAAGAUGCUAGAAAGCGUCGUAGGCAUUCUGGUACAAUAGUGUUGUAUAAGAAGAAGCGAAGAAGACUAUUGUCGUAUAUUCCAACAGAAGAUCCUGCCCGGAGGCUAGAACAAAUGCGCUCCCUUGCUUCUGCUUUAACAGCAUUGAACAUGGAAUUUAGUGGUGAUCUCACUUACUUGCCAGUCAUGGCUCCUCGAUCUGCCAAUCAGGCCAAGUUUGAAGAUGGUGGCAUGCAGGUUCUCUCCAAAGAAGAUACUGAAACUUUGGAACAGUGCAGAACCAUGUAUAAAAGAGGCGAAUGCCCUCCUCUUGUAGUUGUUUUUGAUUCAUGUGAAGGUUUUACAGUAGAGGCUGAUAGCCCUAUAAAGGAUAUGACAUUUAUCACAGAGUACACAGGCGAUGUGGAUUACAUUAAGAACCGGGAACAUGAUGAUUGUGAUAGUUUGAUGACCCUUCUUUUAGCAACAGACCCAUUUAACAGUCUUGUUAUCUGCCCUGAUAAACGUGGAAACAUUGCUCGCUUUAUCAAUGGCAUUAACAAUCAUACUUUGGAGGGUAGGAGGAAGCAGAAUCUUAAAUGCGUGAGGUACAAUGUAAAUGGUGAAUGCCGUGUGUUUUUGGUUGCUACUCGUGAUAUUGCCAAGGGGGAGAGGCUAUACUAUGACUAUAAUGGAUAUGAACAUGAAUAUCCAACCCAUCAUUUUGUUUAAGUUUUUUACAUAGAUAUUACUGACGAAUCUGCGGAAUUAUCGUCUGAUUCUAGAUUCUGUUAGGUUCAUCUGUUGUUGGAAAUUUUUAUUUAUUUUUCAAAGCUUACAUUGUGUUGGAGAGUCAACACAUUUUUUUUCUUUCUAAUUGUAUGCAUGGGCCAUCAAUUGUAAUUUUCCCCGUAGCGCUGGCCAAGCAUGUGGCCAUAAGAGAAAUUGAGGCGGCAUUGAAAUUUUGUUCGGAUUUUAGUUUGUGAAGGCUCGAAAUAUUUAGAAAUUUGGUUCAACAAACAUUAUCUUUAUGUAUUACAAAUUUCAAUGAAAAACUUUAAUAUUAUCUGUGGA